Notolabrus celidotus (New Zealand spotty) is the source of this 4141-nucleotide messenger RNA. RefSeq names its product aspartate beta-hydroxylase (gene asph). The coding region runs from base 168 to 1622 and encodes 484 amino acids. The transcript has 12 exons. Gene Ontology annotation, cellular component: endoplasmic reticulum; membrane. The record is from RefSeq and is a predicted model, not a curated record. Lineage: Eukaryota; Metazoa; Chordata; Actinopteri; Labriformes; Labridae. Gene Ontology annotation, molecular function: peptidyl-aspartic acid 3-dioxygenase activity. Gene Ontology annotation, biological process: peptidyl-aspartic acid hydroxylation.
UUAAGGGGACGGCGUUCCUGUGAGCCUGAGUUUUAUGAGGCAGGAGGUAGAGAAUUCUAUUUCUUUUUGACUGCUGCAAGUACAGCCCUCGGCCACUUCAAGCCCAUCUUCCUCGGCUUCCCCCCUUUUGCAGAACCCGAACCAGAACCAGUUUCCAGAGACUCGCCAUGGCUGCAAAGAAAAACGCCAAAGUGCUCAAAGCUAAAGAUGGUGCUAAAGCCCAAUCAGCCAAUAAGAAUGGGAAGAAGUCCGAGUCUGGGUCCGGCGGCGGCAGCUUCUUCACCUGGUUCAUCGUGCUCGCCCUGCUGGGUGUCUGGACGUCUGUAGCGGUGGUGUACUUCGAUCUGGUCGACUAUCAGGGAGUCCUCGACAAGGCUAAAGGCUUACAAAUUAACCUGUCUGAGGCCUUGCAAGGUAAACUGGUGGCAUACGAUACAGAUGGCGAUGGUGAUUUUGACGUUGAAGAUGCUAAAGUUCUCCUAGGACUGAAAGAGAAAGCUGUCGUGGUCACUUCCCGAUCUCAAGAAGCCGCCGCCCCCGUGGAGAUUCCUGCACCUGAGCUGACACCGGAAGACAUCGCUGAGCCUGAACCAGAGCUUGUGGAAGAAGUGAUUGAAGCUGCUGCAGCAGAUGACACUGCUUCAUCUCCACCAGAGCCUGAACCUGAAGAGGUGAUUCCUGAGGCUGAACCAGAACCAGAACCUGAGGCUGAACCAGAGCCCGAGGAGACUCCUGAGGUGAUUGAGGAGGAUCCAGAGGUGCUGGAGGAAGAAGCUCCAGCUGUGGAGGAGGAGGAGGAGGAGGCAGCAAGCGAGGAAGCCACAGAGGAGGCUGCUCCAGUUGAAGAGGAGGCAGCAGCUGAAGCUCCAGAAGAGGUGGAGGAGGAGGAGGAAGCAGCAGCAGAGCAGGCUGUGGAGGAGGAGGAGGAAGCUGCUGAGGAGGCAGUGGAGGAGAUCCAGGAGGCCGUCGAGGAGGCUGUCGAGGAGGCCAUCGAGGAGGUCGCCGAGGAGUUGUUUGCAGAAGAGAGCGCUCCUGUCGAAGAAGCCAUCGAGGCUCCAGCUGAGGAAGAGGAGGCUGCUGCUGCUACAGAAGAAGCUGCUGAGGAAGAGGCUGCACCUGCUGAGGAAGAGGAGGCUGCACCUGCUGAGGAAGAGGCUGCACCUGCUGAGGAAGAGGAGGCUGCACAGGAAGAGGAGGCUGCUCCUGCAGAAGACGCUGUCGAGCCAGCUGAGGAAGAGGAGGCUGUUGAAGUGGUAGCAGAAGAAGAAGAGGCCGCUCCUGCAGAAGAGGAAGCAGCAGCAGAAGAAGAAGAGGCAGCAGCAGUGGAGGAAGCAGUGGAGGAAGCAGUAGAGGAAGCAGUAGAGGAAGCAGUAGAAGAGGUGGCAGCAACACUAGAGGAACCUGCAGCAGCCGAAGAAGUAGUAGAGGAGGAAGAGGAAGCAGCUACAGAGGAGCCCGCUGAGGAUUCAGACGUACAGGAGGAAGCAGCGGCUGAGGAGCCCGCCGAAGAGGAGGAAGCAGCAGCAGAAGACACACAAGAGGAAGAGGAGGCAGCAGAAGAAGUAGCAGCAGAGUUUGCCGAGACAAUGGAACAGAUUCUGGAUGAGCCCACAGAAACGUAGAGGCUGUUGCAGACGUCAUGGUGACGGAGCAGGGACCCACUGAUGUUGCAUCGUCUGCACCACCUGAGGACACUCAGAGCGAUGAUGCACCUCUCCAUCUCCUGAAAAAUGAUUGAGUCAUUCUGACUUCCCCUCUCUCUCUCUCUCUCUCUCUCUCUCUGUCCCUCUUCAUGUUUUCACACCUUUAAACUUUCUGUUGAUAUGAAUGAAUGAGAUGAUGAAUUGUCCAUAAGUCCUCCACCUUUACCCCCGGUUUCCUCCACCCUCCACCCUCUGACCUUUCUCGCUCCACACCUGGAGCGCUCGUUUGGUUCCAGACAGCUUGUACGACUGCCCCCUCCUCCCCUCGUCUUUGUCUUGCAGCCACCCCAGCAGGGUCUUGAGUUUGCAAGAGCUGAAACGUUGAACCAGUCUGGAACCUUGAAGUCUUUUAGUGACGUAGCUUUGCUUUCUCCAGCUUAAAGUACUGAAGCCCAAAGCUCACACCUGAGCUGCGUCUCUGGCGUUGCAGGUUCAGAGGCAGUCCUGCUCUGAACAGUGCAUCAGGUCUCCACUGAGGUAUCAAACAUUAUUUUAGAACAAAGAAGUUCCUCCACCUUCCCCCUUGAGUUCUGCUCGGUCUUGUUAAAGCUAUGCAAAGCUGUCUUGAUGUCCAUCAUCCCCCCCUCUCCCCUUUCUCCCCGACUCCACCCUUCAGUCUGCCAGUUUAUUACUUACCACUCGUAUGUGUCGACUCCUGAAUGAGCCACGUACUACCUUUUUUGAAUUUCACAGAUAAAGCUGGUGUGUGUGUGUGUUUACGUGUGUGUGUGUUUGAGAGUGUGUGUAACCUUCAAUGAGAGCGCUCCCUCUGGUGCGAACGUGUGACUCUGAAAUCUCUUUUUGCUGAAUAAUAACUCUGUGAGCCGUAGAUACCGUGUCCAGUUUAAAGAUAGUGUUGUUGUUUUUUUUGUUCUUUAAUCUGUACCUCAGUGUGUUUGUGUUCUGUAGAUUCCUAGCUGUUUCUUUACUUUCUUUUUUUUUAGUUUCAGAUACAAAUACUAAGACCAUCGAAAACUAGUCAGAACUUUGAACUGAAGUCUUUCACUGAAACUUCAGCUCUGUCUGUUUAAGCUGUGACAUACAUGAGGGAACCAUGAACAGAGGAAGCUGAUCAUUUCUGGUGUAAACGUUUCUUUUUUUCUCUGAUAAUCCAGCGACGCGUGGAUCCAGUCCUACAGAUUUAGGCGUUUUUAAAUUCCACACACUUCUGAUUCCUGUUUUCCUCUUCAGUGGUGAAACUCCACAGCUCCACUCCCUCUGAUAAAACGUCUACCUGUUGUUCUUGUCUCAAAGGGAAACUUAAGCUGACUCGUUCCCAUACGUUCUGCUUCAUCUCUUUAGCGUCUUGGUGUCUUUUUUUUCUGUUUUGUUUUUGUAAACAUUGAUCCGUGGUCGCAGCUCCUCCUCCUCCUGCAGGCUCAUAGAUCAGAUCAUCUUUCAUCUAUCACAGGACUGAACUGAAGGUCAGACGACACCCAUGUUGUGUGUUGUUUUGAAGAUGAUGUCCAAAAACGUGCAGGUUUCACUCUCCAAGAGUGUAUUUACAUGUGACACACACAGUUUUGGAACAACUGGUGCAACACGGUGGAUGUUGUUCUGAUACUAUAAAUAGAUCUGAUUUAAGAAAACACUACAGUUAGAAGAAGAAGAAGAAGUUCCUCAUACUGUAAAAUGAAAUCACUUGGACGAACAGGUCUAGUGUGUUUCUCUCGCCCCCCUGACAUACUGUCUCCACCAGAUAUCUUUAGGGAUGUGACACAUUCCAGUGUUGUGCGGUAGCUCUUUGUAAGAUGUCCUCUCUGUUUCCUACGUAAUGAUAGCUAGUCUUUUUCUACUUCUUCACACUUUUCAAUUCAAUGUGAACUGUAAAAGCUUUUUAAGAUCUAAGAUUUCAAUAAGAACCAAGACAAUAACCUAGAUUUUUUGAAAAGGAACAUUUUUAAAAAGGACUCGAGGAAAAAAAAACAAAAAAAAAAAACAACUCUUGCAUUCGAAGCUUUUCUGUGAAGCUUUCACGGUUUGUGCCGGGCAGGUUAAAGAGGCAGUGCUACUUCAGGAAACACUUAAUUCUCCAAGGAAUGAAAACGGAAGAGCAAUAACACUCAAAAAGCAGCCGAGCGGCCCCGGUGACAGAUGUUUGUGCUUCUUCUUCUUACCAACGUUCGAACAGAAGUCAUGCAUAUGUUCGGGAAGGGGUUGUAAUGAAAUGGACAGAUUUUUCUACCAAACACACCGAACUGGAUCUGUGCAGCACACGGGCCUGCACCGGUCUAUGGGGGGGAAGUAAUAUUGAUGGUGAAAAACUACCCAUGUCUUUGCCUAACAGUGCUGUCUACAGGUGGAAUGACAUCCUGUAGAUGCUUAUGAUGACUAAGUUAUUGUGAAGUAAUGAUGGAUUGUGUAAAGCAGUCAUGAAGUGUCACGAUUCUCUGUAAACAAUCUGUUGCUACCUGCAAUAAAAGGUUUGGGGAAAAAAA